AUGGAUUUCUUAUCUAGCUUGGCCAAAGGCGGGGACCACCAGCCCAAGCCCACUUCCGAUCAGCCCAACAACCCCGACCACAAGCCCGCCUCCAACUCCGAUCUCCUCGCCAGCGCCAGGCUCGUCGCCGACGCGGCCCAGGCCCAAUUCCGCAACGAGCCCGAGAAGUACGACAAGAAUAAAGUCGCCGGCGCAGCCGCUGACCUCCUCCAGGCCGCCUCCGACUACGGCAAGCUUGACGAGACCAAAGGCGCCGGAAAGUACAUCGACCAGGCAGAGAGCUACCUCCGCAAGUACGGCACCUCCAGCCCCUCCGCCGCCGGCGAGCACAAACCCGCCGCCGAUGCUGAAACUGCUCCCGCUAAGGAGAGUGCUGAGAGCGAGAAGCCGUCCGGCGGCGGUGGGGAUUAUCUGAAGAUGGCAGAGGGUCUCCUGAACAAGCCUUCGACUGCCGGCGAGAAGUCGGAAAGUGGAUAUGGUGAUCUGAUGAAGAUGGCCGGCGGUUUCUUGAAUAAAUAG
This is a messenger RNA of Striga hermonthica, 519 nucleotides long. The record is from the annotation of a GenBank genome assembly. Lineage: Eukaryota; Viridiplantae; Streptophyta; Magnoliopsida; Lamiales; Orobanchaceae.